Messenger RNA from Parasteatoda tepidariorum (common house spider), 1778 nucleotides. RefSeq names its product alpha-tocopherol transfer protein-like. Gene Ontology annotation, cellular component: membrane. Lineage: Eukaryota; Metazoa; Arthropoda; Arachnida; Araneae; Theridiidae. The record is from RefSeq and is a predicted model, not a curated record. Gene Ontology annotation, molecular function: phosphatidylinositol bisphosphate binding.
AGGAAGAAGAUGUGUAGAUCAAUGGAAAAUGUAAAUCGGUUCCAUGUGGGAGGCUAAAAGCUUCAAUCAUCACAAAACUAAAACAGAGGGAGCGAAAAAAGAAAAGUAAAUUAACAAAAUUGAGAACACCAAAAUUUUUUUUUCAAUUACGUCACAGUCUCAUGGGCCAAUGACCAGACAGCAUCCAGAAUCAAAACCAGAAGUUCAAGGACGUUCUUACUUCUCCUCGCGCUAGUGACCGAAUUUAGUCAAAAAAACAGAAGAUCCGCUAUUCCAACCUAACAGGUGAUUCAGUUAACUUCGACGGAUCAUUCGAAAUCGAAUUCGUCUAGUUUUUUUUCUUCUUCACAAGCAUGCUGAAUUGGAUAAUUGGAAAUUCUAUACCGAAUAAUGAUUGCGUCGAAGUUGACACAAUGGCAGUUUUUAAUCAGGCUGUUGGAGGAGGAACACAGUUAGAUGAAACAUGUGAUAAUUCUGCAUUAACACAAGAAUUGCAGGAAAAAGCCGAACAUGAGCUAAUGGAAAAACAAUCUUGGAGAGAUCGAGAUAUUCAAGCUCUUAGAGAUAUGAUAAGUGAUGACCCUGACCUAGUCUCAAGAACAGACGAUGCAUUUUUGCUAAGAUUUUUAAGAGCCAGGAAGUUUGAUUACAGUAGAUCCUUCAGUUUGUUACAAAACUAUUACAUGAUGCGAGCAAAAAAUCCCAAAAUCUUUAGAGAUUUCACCCCUUCUGCACUUAAACAUGUUCACCAGUUAAAUCUCCAAGGAUUUCUUCCCUACAGAGAUCCAGAGGGGCGUGCCAUAUUUGUCUUCAGAGGAGGGUUGUGGGAUCCUUCACUUUGUACAGCUGAUGAUUUAUUCAGAGCCAAUGUUAUAUGCCUAGAAAAGCAAAUUGAUGAUCCUCUGACUCAAAUAAAUGGAGUUAUUGCUAUUUUGGAUAUGAAAAACUUAGGAUUUCAUCAUAUACGACACUUCUCUCCUAGUCAUGCUCUGAAAAUUGUUUCACUAGUUCAAGACUCUUUCCCUGCAAGGUUUAAAGCUGUGCAUGUUGUGAAUGAACCUGCUCUGUUUGAUCUUGUUUUAACUAUUGUGAAACCUCUCAUAAGUGAGAAAAUAAAGAAAAGAAUUCAUACACAUGGUGGCAACAUGAAGAGUUUGCAUGAACUCAUACCUCCAGAGGUACUACCAUCUGAAUAUGGUGGCCAUCUUGGAACUUUUGACAACAAAGAAUUCAUGUCUAAAUUGUCUGAGGCAGAAGAGACAUUUAUACAAAGCCAAAUGUAUGGAUACAUAUCACAAAUCACAGAAAAAAAUGUGAAAAAGUCUGUAAGUCUGGAUACCUUCUCUCCGUACAGAAGAGUGUGUAUAAGAUGAAUUUUCCUGUACAACCCACCUAGCUGUUAAAAAGUUUCUUUUGUAUAUACUGCUUUUAAUUUUUCAUUCCAAAGCAACUCCAUGCUAACUAUUAUUUGGAUAAGACUGUCAUUUUUUUUAAAAGUUUGGAGUCAAGCUAUCAUACCUGCCAAGUCUCCUGUUUUUUAACAAACCCCUAUAUAUUAUGACUAUCUCCUGUUUACCCGUAUAUUCUCAAAUUUCUCCGUAUUUGUUAAAGAAAUUUUUAAGAAAAAAAAUUUUGGUGAUCAAUUAUCUACUGAUGGCAAAAAUACUUCUCUUAUUCUUCAACAGAUGGUGCCAUUGCCAGUACAGCAGCAUGUUGAAUCUUAAUAGUUUAAGUCGAGAUGUGAUGGCUCAGAUGAUACAGCGUUCACCUUCCAAUGA